UUUGUGUUUAGCUGAAUAGUAAGAAUGGGAAGCUGUCAUAUGGAGAGAAGUAAGAGGCAACCGUCAUGACUCAUAAAUGUUACCGACAAGGCGAGGCAGAGAAGCAGAGAACAGUUCAGACUCUGUCAUUGCCUAGUAAUCGCCAUGGCCCCCACACUCUACUCCUUCGGGUUGUCGCCUUACUGCCGCUCCGUGGUGCUGACGGUGCGGGCUUUGGGUCUCGACGUGGACCUGAAGACCAUCGACUUGCUGAAACAGGAGCAGCUCAAGCCGGAGUUUGUGGCGAUCAACUCACAGCACACUGUCCCUACCCUGGUGGACGGGGACCUGGUGUUGACUGAGAGCCGCGCCAUCUGCACCUAUCUCAUCUCUCGCUACGCCAAGGAUGACUCUCUUUAUCCCAAGGACGUCAUUACAAGGGCGAAGAUAGACGGGCUUCUCUACUUCGACUGCUCCACCCUCUGCAUCCGCUGGCGUGCUGCCGUGCACCCGGUCAUGAAGGACGGAGCGGCCAAACCCAGCGAGGCGGCAAUGAAAAACCUAUACGAAGCUUUGACAUGGCUGGACGAGAAGCUGGCGCAACACCCUGACCGUUACUUGGCCGGCACCGCGCAGCCCACCGUCGCGGACCUUGCUAUCGCCGCUUGGGCCUGCACUUACACCGCUUCGAACUUCUCCCUGGCUCAGUACCCCCACGUGACCGCCUGGCUGGCCCGCUGUAGGGAGAAUCUUACUGGCUUCGACGAGUGUGAGGAGGGCGCGGCACAGUAUGCGGAAAUGUUAAAUGCUAUAAUUAAAUCAAGGGCUUGAGAGAGAAGGAUAGAGGAAGAGAGAGAGAGAGAGAGAGAGAGAGAGAGAGAGAGAGAGAGAGAGAGAGAGAGAUUGGUCUGAAGUUCCUUACGUUCUCCUUACACAAUAGAAGCGCGUACAGUGCAUUGCUUAGCUCCCAAAAUACUGCGGAAGAAGAAGCACCAGACGCGGGCGAGUCACGGGAUGUGGCGGUGUUUCAGCUGUGCCACUUGCUCAUGCCACGCUGUUGCUUCUCCUUAGUACUGCUGGUUAUACUGCUGGUUAUAAUACUUGUUGAAUGUUUUUGAGAGAAAUAUAUGAAAGUUAAGAGAGUAUUGUAAUGAACCUUUCCUCUUCUCAAGGUGGAGAAAGUGUGAUUAAAACAUUAUUUCAUUUUCACUGUAACCUUUCCUUAGUACUGCUGAUGUAAAGUUUGUUGAAUAUCCUUGAUAAAAUAUAUAUUAACUAAGGUUUCCACCUGUAAAAUUAUUAAAAAAUGCUUGCAAUUAAAAA
Messenger RNA from Scylla paramamosain (green mud crab), 1302 nucleotides. RefSeq names its product glutathione S-transferase 1-like. The coding region runs from base 145 to 810 and encodes 221 amino acids. Lineage: Eukaryota; Metazoa; Arthropoda; Malacostraca; Decapoda; Portunidae. Gene Ontology annotation, molecular function: glutathione transferase activity. Gene Ontology annotation, biological process: glutathione metabolic process. The transcript is spliced from 4 exons. The record is from RefSeq and is a predicted model, not a curated record.